Molecule: messenger RNA, 3189 nt
Organism: Euleptes europaea (tarantolino)
Lineage: Eukaryota; Metazoa; Chordata; Lepidosauria; Squamata; Sphaerodactylidae
Gene: GEMIN4
Product: gem nuclear organelle associated protein 4
Exons: 2
Coding region: 1-3171 (1056 amino acids)
Biological process (GO): spliceosomal snRNP assembly; rRNA processing
Cellular component (GO): SMN complex
Source: RefSeq, a predicted model, not a curated record
AUGGACAUAGGGCCGGUGACCAUCUGCGGAGAAGCAACCAUCUUGCACGGCGGAUUCCUGCUGGCGUCCAGGCUGUGCCAUCCCAAGCCGUUGUCGGAGCUGACCAAGUCUGAUUGGUGCAAAGUUGGGAAGCCCAUCAUUGACGCCCUGCGAGAGAUCUGUGCCUCUUGCUCCACCUAUCCCCCCCAACCCAAUGCCUGGAAGAAAAAAGCAGGUGUCAUCCUCUGGUCCAAAAUCCUCCUCUCAGAUGCCUCCUCUCCUUCCACUAACCAGAGGUGGAAAGACGACGUCUUUUUUUCGGUGAGCAGCAUGAUUCCAGAGGUCAACCACACCGUCCUCUUUGAGCUGUUCAAGGCGGAGAACGCCCCCCAGCUUUUUGCGCAGCUCCUCUUGGUGCUGCCGGCGCAUGUUUGCCAGAGGGAAUUGGAGAUCUUCAUCAAAUACGUCACCGAUGAGACCACUCCAGAGGACGUGUCUUUCUUCUUGGAUGUCUGGUGGGAAAUUCUGAAGCACAAGGACGGCCAGGAAGACCGGCUCACUUUGCUGUUUGGAGCCUUCUCUCGCCAGCACCUCUCGGACUCAGACGAAACAUCUCAUGUUCCAAAGCGGUUCAAGAGUGAUACGCCAGAUUCUCCCGUGGCUGUCAGUCUCCUCCCUGCCUUGAUGGAGGGACUGAAGUUGAUCAAAGAGAGCAUUGGCUCUGCCAAGAUGAAGUGUUACGCCCUCUCCAACCUGGCGGACGUGCUGUCUGUUUUGAUUCCAGCCGAGAGUGAGCCGGCCUCGCUGCCGGUCAAGGUUUACUUGGACAAGAUUUCAUCCGUGGUCACCCUCUGGAGCAGAGACUGUGAGAACCGGUACAACAAGAGCGGGUUGGAUGUGAAGGUGCAGGAAGCAGAGAGGAGCGUGAGUUUGCUUAACAUGGCCAAGCAGCACAAUGAUCCGUUGAUCCACCACAUGGGCUUUCUCCGUUCCUUGCUGGAAGAAUGGUUGGUAGAACUCCAGGGCCACCUCAGCGACCCUCGGGAGAUCUGCUACGAGAGUUACAGGCUUCUCGACAGCCUGGCCUCCUUGCGGAAGAGUUUAACCAGUUGUGCCAAGCUAGAGGAUCUUGACAAGGAAGUUAAGCAGGGCAUGUUGGAGCUGGGCAAUCUCAUUGGGGACUUCUUGAAGAAGGUCAACCCCCGGGUGAGGGGUGAGAAUUCGGACAGCAUCCUCGUGGCGUCUGUAGCUAUCGUGAUCAUCGAGAAGAAGAUGGACCGGCACAUGGAGAUGUGUUCCAUUUUUGCUUCAGAAAAGGACUGGGCAUCUACUAAAGACUGGGUGGCUUGCCUCAUUAAGAACAAAGAACUGUUCCAGAAACCAGAGCUGGUCUUGAAAUUGCUGGAGACAGCGGCCUCUCUGGGCAGCGCUGCUGAUUCCGCCGAAAGCCGAGGGCAGCAAGCUAAAGUGGCCAAAAUCAUUCUGGACUGUUACACUGAGCUUUCGUUGCUGGAUAAGAACACAGUGAUUUCCGGUGUCUUGUCUCGGUGGGGCAGGCGGGGCCUUUCUGGGAUCUUGAAACCUUUUGAGGAAGGCUUCACAGAGGAGUUCAACGUCGCUUUCAACCAGAUAAUUCAGAGCGCCUCCGGAGAAGGCUUUAAUAAAGCCGUGGCUUCCAUGUCCCGCUUGGCCAUCCUCAACCCAGAGGCAACAGUCAAGAAAAUGUGCAACUUAGCCGUGGCCAACUUGGGAACGCACAACUUCCUGGCAGAGAUCCUGUGUUCUUUCCCGGCUCUGAACUUCAAGGAACUUCACGGUCAGGAUGAGGCCAUUGGCCUCAUGCUGGGAUGCUUGAAAGAGACUCUUGUGGACAAGCUGACCUCUGCCAAGGAGAAAGAACAGUUCUUGGAGUUCCUGGUGUAUCUCAUGCAGCCUAGCGGGACCAACCCUCUCCUUGCUCCGGCGGAGGUGACCCAAAAUCUUGUUGUUCCUUUUCUCAGAUCGAACUUCCCUCACCUUGAGCUGUGCCUGCAGAUCCUCGGCGUGGCUCUGAAGGUGUCUUUGCCUUCAGACCAGCACUGGGUUCACACCUGCCACCCCUUUCCACUCAUCUUUUGCCUGUGCAAACUCCUCCAUGGCUUCACCCGCUACUGGCACGAGCCGCAAGACCAACGCAGCGUUUCGCUAGAGGCCAAAGACCUGGUGGUAGGCAACCUGGCUCAGCUUUGCGAUGCCCUGUUGGCCCAGAAGGACGCUGUGCCUUCGGAGCUGUGGACCCAGUCGGUUGCGUGGCUGCACAAGAAGGCGGAAGCCUUGGACUGGACCAUCGGCCUCCGCCUGAAGACGGUUUACGGAGAACACUUCAAAAACGAAGUCCCGGCUACGUUGUUUGAGGUCUGCAAACUCCCGGACGAUGAGUGGACUUCCCGUCCCCUCCCAGCUUACGGGGCAGGGAGCGGGCUGCUGGCUUGGCUGGAGUGUUGUUGCAUUUCCACAGCCUUGAGGGAACAGAUGCUGGUUCUCCUCAUGGUCAACAUGGACAACCCCGAAGAAGUCAACCUGUUCAGCAAGGGCUUUUUGCUGGCCAUGGUCCAGGUUUUCCCGUGGUGCAGCCAGAGCGAGUGGCGGAGGCUCAUCCAGGUCAUCAAGAGCCUCUUGGAAAGAGAGGUCCUCUACGUGCCUUACUCUUUGGAGUAUGUCCAGCACCUGCCCUUGCUGAACUUCCAGCCUUUUGCCUAUCCCCUCCAGUUCUCCGUGCUCCUCUUGCGGGGCUUUCAGUUUUUGUGCAGCUCCAGCGGCGCCACGUGGCUACCUCUGGAAGCGUGGAAACACGUGGCGAGGCUCUACUGCCUCGGCCUCUCCGACUUGCUGGGCUCAGUCAAGAGCGUGGCCCGCAGCCAGUGGCAUCCCGUGGAGGAGAAGAACACGACGCGGGAGCUGUCCUUCGUCUACAUCCAGCUGUUUUGCCACACGCUCCACGUGGCGGCCAUGUUGCCGGAGGGGACCGACAAGCCGCUCCUGCUCCUCUCCUUGGAGAUCCUCUGUCAGUACGAGACGCUCGGCGAUGCGGACGAGUCCCUUGGCCGGGCCCUGAGGAAAGCCAACGAGAAGCACUUCCUGGAGUCCAUCGCGGAGAACGUCAGCAACAAAGAACUGCGCGCCAUGCUCCAGCAGAAGCUCAGCAAACUGUGAAGUGGACUUCGGCUGGAA